Salvia hispanica is the source of this 312-nucleotide messenger RNA. RefSeq lists its product as uncharacterized. Lineage: Eukaryota; Viridiplantae; Streptophyta; Magnoliopsida; Lamiales; Lamiaceae. The record is from RefSeq and is a predicted model, not a curated record.
AUGAGUUCAGCAACAAGAGGUGGCUGGGCGAUUGCGGCGAGCAUCGGAGCGGUGGAGGCUCUGAAAGAUCAAUUAGGCGUUUGCAGAUGGAAUUACGUGAUCAGAUCCGUCGAGCAGCGCGCUAAAUCCAGAGUGCAGACCUACUAUCAUAAGCACGUUGUUUCGCCGGCCUCGGCGGCGGGGGCGCCCUCUGGCUCUCGUGCGCCGGCGGGGAAUAUGUUGGGGCUUCAGGAGAGGGCGGAGAGGAGAGAGCAGCGCGUGAAAAAGGUGAUGGAUCUGAGCUGCUGGGGUCCGACCACCGUCAGAUUCUGA